This is a messenger RNA of Suillus plorans, 1776 nucleotides long. Its product is annotated as cytochrome P450. Lineage: Eukaryota; Fungi; Basidiomycota; Agaricomycetes; Boletales; Suillaceae. The transcript has 10 exons. The record is from RefSeq and is a predicted model, not a curated record. Bases 205 to 1530 code for a protein of 441 amino acids. Gene Ontology annotation, molecular function: oxidoreductase activity, acting on paired donors, with incorporation or reduction of molecular oxygen; iron ion binding; heme binding.
CAAGCAUCUUACGCGCGUGCAUGUUACGACUACUGUUACGACCAUCCAUUAUCAGCUGCUCUCGCGCUUCCAGAAGAUUGUAACGAAAUGAGGAAGGUCCUAUACGCAAAUACUAUAUCAUCCAGGUCCAAACUUCCAUACUCGCUCAAGUACCCUCCCUUUUCAACUCGUCAUUGAAAAUAUCUUAUCUCCUUCACUGCUGCCAUGUUGACACUCACUGACAUUACCUGGCUAGAUGUUGGUCUUGCUGGCGUCGGCGUGUAUCUCGUAAAGCAGGUAUUCACCCAGAAGAAUCCCGCACCAUACCCCCCUGGUCCCCCCGGCCGUCCUCUCGUUGGGAAUAUUCCAGACAUGCCUCAGGUCAAACCUUGGAUCACCUUCACUGAGUGGGGCAGGAAAUAUGGCGACAUCUCGCAUGUCGAGGUUCUGGGUCAGCACGUCAUAGUCCUGAAUUCUGUCAAGACUGCGGUGGAAAUGCUGGAAAAGAAGAGCUCUAUCUACUCUGAUCGUCCUGUUCUACCUAUGGGCGGUGAACUCGUUGGCUGGAAGAACACUCUCGUUCUUCUCCCUUAUGGUGACAGGCUACGCGAGUACCGGAGAAAUUUCCAUAACGUCAUCGGUAGUCGCGCCGCCAUGGACAUAUACCAACCAAUCGAGGAAAUCGAGACUCAUCGAUUCCUGAAGCGUGUACUUGCGAAACCGGACCAACUCCAGGCACACGUGAGACACACCGCUGGCGCCAUCAUUCUGCGUAUCUCUCAUGGCUAUGAAGUCAAGGAGCACAACGACCCUUUCGUCGACCUUGCGGACCUUGCUGUCGAUCAAUUCUCCAAAUCCACCGCUACUGGUGCCUGGAUGGUUGACAUCAUACCAUCCCUGGCUAAGGUACCCGAGUGGGUCCCUGGUGCUGGCUUCAAGCGCGUAGCGCGCGAAUGGCAUGAGACCCUCGAAGAGAUGGUCGCUGCACCCUACAAAUUUGUCAAGGAUCAGAUGGCUGCUGGUAUUGCUCCGAAAUCCUUUACCUCGAAUCUGUUGGAAGACCGUACUUUGUCUGCCGAAGAGGAACACGUCGUGAAGUGGUCUGCUGCAUCCUUGUACUCUGGUGGUGCCGACACGACAGUUUCGGCAAUAUAUUCGUUUUUCCUGGCCAUGACACUCUUCCCCGACGCGCAGAAGAAGGCUCAAGCUGAAAUCGAUGCCGUCGUUGGUCCUGAUCGUCUUCCCUCCUUCAGGGACCGCGACUCCCUCCCCUACACUGAGGCACUCGCAAAGGAAGUUCUACGUUGGAACGCCGUCGUCCCUACCGCCAUUGCUCACCGUGUUAUUGAAGACGACAUCCACGAUGGGUACUACAUUCCCAAGGGCUCUUUGAUCAUACCCAAUGUUUGGUCUAUGCUUAAUGAUCCUCGGACAUAUGCUAACCCCUCGGAGUUCAACCCUGAGCGCUUCUUGGCCCAAGAAGGAAAGGAGCCUGAGACCGAUCCUCGCACAAUCUGCUUCGGGUUUGGUAGACGUAUCUGCCCAGGUUAGUUAGCUGAAAGAGGGUGCCGAUCCUCAGGACAUUUCUGACGUCGCUUACGUAGGUCUCCACCUCGCCGAUGCAUCUGUCUGGAUGUCUGCCGCUAUGUCGCUUGCCGUAUUUGAUAUCUCCAAGGUUGUUGAGAAUGGUGUCGAGAUCACCCCUGAGAUUGACCCCUCAUCAGGUACAAUCAGCCACCCCAAGCCUUUCAAGUGCUCUAUUAAGCCCCGUUCUGCUCAGUCCCUUGCGCUCAUCCA